Dichomitus squalens LYAD-421 SS1 is the source of this 2190-nucleotide messenger RNA. RefSeq lists its product as uncharacterized. The record is from RefSeq and is a predicted model, not a curated record. The coding region runs from base 1 to 2190 and encodes 729 amino acids. Lineage: Eukaryota; Fungi; Basidiomycota; Agaricomycetes; Polyporales; Polyporaceae. The transcript is spliced from 13 exons.
AUGCCACAGCAGUCAUCUCCCGAGACAAUGCUCGGUGCCGCGUCUCCGGUAGACGGAGGCAUGCCCCCUACUGCACCUCAGGGUCCAAAGCCUCGUCCUCGCCGGAAGGUUGCUGAAGCAGAGGCAAACGUCAGCAUCGCAGCAACCGCACUCGUAGCCAGAUCCACAUUACGCCAGCCUGUCGAGACGUCCAAGGCAGGCAGCGCAGAUGUUGAGAACCUGUCCUACACCACCAAGGCUCCCAACGUCGUUGGCAGGGCAAAGAGUAGUCGCAAGCGAGUACACUCUGACUCCGAGUCCCUCAUCAGGGCCGGCGCCGACGUAAAUGAGGAUGUGCCCCUGACGUCCAUCAAAGCUCCGCCAGCAAAGAAGACAAAGAAGCUAGCAACAGUCAGUGCCAAGCGCGACAACGCAGCGACCACAAACGCACCGGGUCGGAGGACUAGUACGCGCGGUCAAGAAGCUCAUGCCUUGCAACUCACGGGCAUGGCAAACAUCGGCGGAACGACAAUUAUUACAGAUCCUGUGGGCAGUAUGAGUGUGGAAGAUGUGGCAGACGAUGAUGAGGCUGAACAAUCUGACCGUGAUGAUGAGCCCUCGGCCCUCACGCAAGAGCAGGAGCUGGGCCAAGACGACGAAGCUCAGUCCGACUCUGGAGAGGAGUCGGAGUGCGACGACGCGCACAAGCUUGCAGCCCGUCUGGUCGCUGAAAUACCUGUGUGGUAUGAGAUGUCGAAGUCGAAGAAACAGCCGAGCGAAACACUCACCGCUGGUGGCAACGAGUCCCACGAAAAUACGCGACUCGUGCCGGCAAGGUCAAGUACACGUCGCGUGUCGCCCAAGUAUUUCGUUGAAACCAGCGACUCGGGCUCUGAGUUCAAUCCGGAGGCCGACGGGACUGAGCUUCCGAGCGAGGAGUAUACGGUGGGGAUGGGGGAGGAGGAAGUCGACGUGGCAGACCUUGUACUGCCCAUUGUGGGCGCCCCUGGGAAGCCGAAGAACAAGCAAGCUACCGGCAAGAAGACAGCCAAGCAGCAGCUCGAGGAGCCUGUAUGGAAAGAUGCCCCGUCCCAAGCCGCCGUGAUGGCAUACAAUGUCUACCUUCAGACGCUGGCCAGCCUCGGCAUCCCAGCAAGUGAAGCACCACCACCCCCCUCAUCUCUUCCUGUGUCCGCCAAGACCCAACCCGCGCCGUCCAAAGCCAGUACCUCCCGUCGCCAUCAACGUCCUGCUGUCACCAGCGAAGCGACGCCUUCCCUCGCUCAAGAGAGCCCUGUCGCGGCUCCAUUGAUGGACCCUCGGAUGGGACUGGAGGCUGACGAGUACAAGAUAGUCGCCCCCACACCUGGUGCGGCCCUAGCGCUUCAACGUCAGCACGACGACAUCCGGGAGACCAUCCGACACUCGCGCGGAGAAAUCGAGGCGUUCAUCGUGUUCAUCCAUGCCUUCCCCGACACCAUGGGCCGCACCCGCUUCGUCUCCGACGCCCUGAUCAACUCUGCUGGCGAGCUCGGAUUUCCCGGUCUUCGGCAGCGCCUGCAAAAGGAUCAAGAGUUCACGCACGCGCUUUCAGCCAUUCCGCGCCAGCGCAUCAGCACCUUCCGUGGCCAAAUGAAGAAGUGUGCCGAAACACACGUUGUCCCACAGUUUGGCCUGGUUCAGGGAGAGUGCGAGGCUAAGGUGGAGUUCCUUUUUGACCACAUGGCAUAUGUAUACCCUUGUAUCUAUGAUACCAAGAAGCAGUCGGUUACUUGGGUGCAGCCUUACGGCGGCUCCAUCGUGACCGCAUUGGCCCGUCACAUUGCUUGGACAGGACCCAGUGCGAUCGCCAUACGCAAUCCUUUGCAGUUCACGUCUUCCAUCCACGAAAGCCCGCAGGUCAACGAGAAGGAGAUCCCGAUGCCGAUGCUCGCUCUAAUUGGUGCUGCGAUCCAUGCUGCUCUGACCGAGUGGAAGUCUGGGACGCACAAGCCCAGCUCCUUCUCGGCAGAUGCCUAUGCAGACGCCUAUAACGAGCACCUCACACUCCUGCGGGGCAUCAAAGACAAGAACCUGCGUGGGUACCACAAGAUGACGCACCGGAUCUUCCUCGCUGCCAGCGGCACCGCCCCAGCCAUACCUGCAGCUCCGACGAACGCGGCCACCGAUGCUCUCGCUCACGUAGACUUCGACAACAUGGACAUCGACUAA